UGUCAGUACUGAUGGAGCGCUGUGCGUUUGUUCGCAAUUGAUAAACAAAUAAGCUCCAUGCUUGACAGAUAAUAACAAAAACACAUAGGGUUUGUUUGAGACAAUGAGUGUUGUAGUCAUAUUUCUCCCCACAUUUUUGUAUGGAAGUGAUUCAGGACUACUUCAUGGUCAUUAUGUGCAGCAGAACACAGUAAAGGUUUUUUAUGUUACUCAUUUGACUAAAACUUGUCAUUCGGUGUCCAAGACGCCGAAACGGAAAAGAUGUAUUGGCUACUACGCAAGAACUAAUGAGAAUGAAUUUACGACACUUCCAAACGAAAAAGGAAAUUGGCUGAUGUUAAACUUCCAAGAUCAUUCGGUUAUUCUGACAAAAUUAAUAAUAAGUGGGAACCCCGUCACAUUGAUGAAGGGGUGCCGUGUGAUAUGUGUGUUUUAUGAUUAUCAUAAAUUUUUUGCUUCAGAAAUCCUUUGUGAAGGGCUUGAGAGCACUACUGGCUUCAGUUCGGAUUACUGCAGAUUUUUAUCGAAUUUCUUGAAGUUAGAUUCUGGAGCAAAUGCCCCUGAAAGCACCAAAUGUUUGGAUUUUUUUGUCAGAGUAGCACAGAGAGCACGGCAAUAUUUGCUAGCUGUGGCCGCUUUUGUGACACCAGUCGUGAGACACACAUCAACAGGUUUACACUUGUGUGACAUCCUUAAUUCAGCUGCAUGGCUUUUUGGCCAUGUGGCGCAUUUCAAGAAACCGACACUUAAAAUGGGCAACUUCUUGUUGGCUCUCUUGAUAGAUGUCUUCUGUGGCCUUAUGUUAGUUCGUCUCAUUGUAGAACCGCUUACAGUGAACACACCAUUUUCGAAAAUGCUUCUUGAUAUGGCUGAGGUCGUUGUCACCACACUCAGAGACUUGUUGCAUUGGCUGAUGGGUGUACCAGCCGGUUUGAAGCUGAACUAUGCAUUAAACAAUAUGCUAGGAAAAUUUUUCCUAUAUCACAUAAAUCUUUGGUGGAUGUUUCUUGUUCUUUGUAAACCUUGUUUGGACUUGGCUGUUCAUAUGUUGACAUGGCUUGGAUGUUUAGGACUUACAUUCCAAAUAUGCCUACUGGCUGAUCUGCUAGAUCUUGUCAGUUUUCAUGUAUACUGCAUAUAUGUUUAUGCUGCAAGGCUCUACAGUGUGCAACUGUCAGGUCUUGUUGCUUUGUGGCGGCUUUUCCUUGGCCGCAAGUGGAAUCCGUUGCGAGAGCGUGUUGAUUCCUGCAAAUAUUCGAAUGAUCAACUUUUUGUUGGAACUCUGGCAUUCACCAUUUUGCUCUUCCUUCUCCCAACAACGCUGAUGUACUAUGUUGUCUUCACAACGUUGCGUUUACUGGUGUUGAUAUUUAGAGGAGUCCUAGCUCAGUUCACUUGGUUACUGCGAGCAUUUCCAGCAUAUUCCACAAUUCUCUGGAUGUCAAGAGCAACUACAGUCACAAGCUCCGUGCAGGUUUCAGUAUGUACAGAAAUAUCUGGAAAUGGUCCUCUCUAUCUUGCUGUUGAACCAGUAAUAGGUUCUUGGUGGUCAACAGUAGUUCGCGGUGUUCCUGAUUCACUGCAACGUCCACCACCUGUGCAGUGGAGUCAGCUACUCAAACACUUAUGCACUGGAAGAUUGAUAUAUCCUGUUUAUAUUUUCUGAAACAGAUACUAUGUAUCUGUUAUUAAUGACUGUGAAAGUGAUGAUCCUGAUUACAAAGACAGUACCCAUUGUCUAAUUUUGGAGAGAAGAUAAGAGCUACACAGAACUGAGAAAAAAGGAACUACUGCCCACAUAUGCAGCUCUUUAGCAAUCAUUACAGACUAAGGAAAGGCCAUGAAGAGACUGACUGCCAGUGCAUUUUAAUAAUCCUUUCCAUCACCAUGGGCUGGCACAAAAGAAAUUGUACAGCUGGUGCCGACAGCUGAAGAAUAUGCUGAUUACUUCAUUACUUCUUGUGGCAUGCAAUCCUAUGAAGUUCCGAGUAUGAACUGCACAUGGAGAAAAAGCUGCCAUGGAUAAUGUCUCUAACUUUUUCUUGCACACUUUUCAUUUGCCCUGCCAUAUUUGAUCCAUUAUCAAAUCACUGACUACAACAGGG
Messenger RNA from Schistocerca cancellata (South American locust), 2105 nucleotides. RefSeq names its product phosphatidylinositol N-acetylglucosaminyltransferase subunit Q (gene PIG-Q). Gene Ontology annotation, cellular component: membrane; endoplasmic reticulum. The record is from RefSeq and is a predicted model, not a curated record. The transcript is spliced from 8 exons. Bases 104 to 1666 code for a protein of 520 amino acids. NCBI's taxonomy places the organism in Eukaryota, Metazoa, Arthropoda, Insecta, Orthoptera, Acrididae. Gene Ontology annotation, biological process: GPI anchor biosynthetic process.